Molecule: messenger RNA, 1542 nt
Organism: Suillus discolor
Lineage: Eukaryota; Fungi; Basidiomycota; Agaricomycetes; Boletales; Suillaceae
Exons: 10
Coding region: 264-1481 (405 amino acids)
Source: RefSeq, a predicted model, not a curated record
CUACUUUCGUAUCUCAUGCAUACAUUAGGAGAUCAGCUCCUCCUGGAUGGCAAGCCUACAUUCAUCCUGAAGGCCGUCUCUAUUACUGUUAUGAGAGCGUGGUGACUUUUGACGGAUGUUCAAGGAAAAUUCACGUUAUAACGCAGGCGGACCUCGUUCGUGACGGAGUUGCUGAGACAAUCGAGGACCUUGCAAAGCUAGCUUAUAGUCAUGCUUAUCACCAUUCUUCUUUCCCGGAGAACGUAGACCUCGUGUUGGAACCUAUGCAUGACGUCGGAGAAACCAUUAUAGGAGAGUACUAUUUCGUGCACCAUGAGAACAAGUGCCUGUUCUGGUUGCUGGACUUUGAUGCCGCCGAAAUCCUGCGAGAAUGCAGUGGGGUCACUGAACUUGCUCAUAAGAAAAUCGAGUUGGAGGCUCAGUACUGGAAGCAUAUCGACCUGUUUCCGCACGCAAGUGCUCUCCACUCUGAGGUCCUUCGACAAUUGCAGCAGAUCAUUCGUUUUGCGAUAAGCGAUUGCAUGACUUCGGAGGUGUCGGCAGUCUGUGCCUUCAGCAUGGAUGUCCUCAAGAACACUCUGGACCUUAUCAAAGAUGUGGAUGUGGAGGACGACUGGAUUCCGUCGGCACACGACAAAUGUCUCGUCGCGAGGACGAUGAACCAUUUUAGACAUUGUCAAUACCUCAACUACCAUGGGCAGCGAGGCGCGCGGCUCUCCAGAGACCAGACUGUACAUGGUGAUUCCUACGAAGAGCGGUCCGUUAUGAUGAAAUGUCUUGCACCCUUGCUCUUCAAUGCCCCUUAUGAGCACGUCCACUCUCUUCACAAACUCUACGUCGACUCCAUAGUUAAUCAGCUCGACUGGCGCACCUUCGUUCAAAAGCUGAACGCCGAGAUGCAGGACUUCAAUCUACUCGCGACAGUGCUCUUGAGUGUCAAUGUUGGGUUUUUGGCGAUUCAGAGUGUAGAUAACGGUGGGGGACAUUCUUUAUCGCAGGUCGCGAGCUACGUUUCUGUGAUCUCAAGUUUUGGGUGCAUGCUGCUUGGCGUGAAUAUCGCGAGACAAAGUUACGCUCAAGGUCCAGACAUGGUUGAUAAUGUGCAAGCACACCUGCAGAGCAUGAUGCACCCCAAGCACGGCCUCGAAACGCUUGCAAUUAUAUACAGCCUACCGUAUGCUUUACUGAUGUGGGGGAUGAUAUUUUUCGUGAUUGCAUUCUUAACUGAAUGUUGUCAUAACUCGACUGCGGUACCUUCAGUCCCUGUGGGUGUGACGGCAUUCAUUGUGCUGGUCCUUGUCGGGUGGUCUUGUCACAAGUUGGGAGACCCAAAUCUCAGGGCGGAGUGUGGGUACUUGUCUGAAAGUAUGCUUGCGGCAGGAAAGUGGGUCAAGGAUUUACCUAGAAGGAUCCCGGCAGUGUUGCGCUCAUGUGCCUCGGUAAGCGAAAAGAAUCAUCUGGGUCCGGAGUUGGGUGUUUGAGCUAAGGUGGGAAAUUAUAAAAACCCCGCUGUCGGACAUGUUAAUGUUACCGUACUCGACG